Molecule: messenger RNA, 3189 nt
Organism: Aspergillus melleus
Lineage: Eukaryota; Fungi; Ascomycota; Eurotiomycetes; Eurotiales; Aspergillaceae
Gene: UTP22
Product: rRNA-processing protein UTP22
Exons: 1
Coding region: 1-3189 (1062 amino acids)
Biological process (GO): tRNA export from nucleus; rRNA processing
Cellular component (GO): CURI complex; UTP-C complex; small-subunit processome
Source: RefSeq, a predicted model, not a curated record
AUGAACAAAGGCGAUCGCUCUGCGGAAGUAGCACUGGCUAGCGGCUUCUAUAAGUCCAACCUUUUCAAGUUGCAAUUGGACGAACUGCUUGCGGAUUUGAGACCGAAUUAUGACAAGCAAGUCUCAAGGCUUCAAGACACUCUUCAUAAACUGAAGGAAAUCAUUGAAAAUAUCCCCGAAAGGCCCGCGAACGCUCCCCUGGACGCAGAAAAAGAGUUGCGCAACACUCAUGGCGUUAUCGUUCCCUACCCCCAGCCUCGCCCUGGCAGAGAUACGAAAUACUCGGUUUCAUAUUUCAGGCCAGUUAAUGUCAACGUUGUCGGAAGUUUUGCUCUGAGGACCGGCGUGAAAUCGGCAGGGCCUUUGACAGUCGACCUCGCGGUGACUAUGCCGAAACAACUUUUCCAGGAAAAAGAUUAUACCAAUUAUAGGUUCUUCCAAAAGAGGGCCUACUACAUUGCUUGUCUUGCAGCUGGUAUCAAGGAAACAAAAGGUGUUGGCCUCGACAUCAAAUUUGAUCUACAAGAUGGCGAUAGUCUUCGCCCUGUGAUCAUACUUACGCCUGCGGAGACACCCAAAGAUACGAAAUCUUCAAAGCCACAAAUUCGCAUCAUCACGGCAGUUGAAGAUACAUUGUUCCCUAUCUCCCGAACUUUACCGAUGAAGAACAACAUUCGACAAGGGGCAUCGGAAACGGCGGAGCAAAAAGAACCCACGCCAUUCUACAAUGCAGCCCUCCGCUCAGAGGCUACCGUGGCACAGUUUCAUAAGGGGCUAUAUUCGGCUGCUCGGAACUGUGAAUCUUUCAGAGACGGUUGUAUCCUUGGCCGAACUUGGCUCCAGCAACGUGGAUUCGGUUCCUCGCUUCAGGCUGGUGGAUUUGGCGGAUUUGAGUGGACAGCGCUCAUGUCUAUCUUGUUUGAAGGCGGGGGUCCCAAUGGCAAGCCAGUCCUUCUCAAAUCCUACAGCAGCUAUCAACUUUUCAAAGCGACUAUCCAAUUCAUUGCGGGGAGAGACCUGACAAAACCCCUACUGCUAUUUUGCCAAGAUCUUCAAACCCCUGGCGACGGACCUGUGCUGUACGAUGGUGCGAAGGGUCUGAAUGUGCUCUACAAGAUGACACCGUGGUCGUAUGAAUUUCUUCGCCGCGAAGCUGGAAACACCUUGAAGAUGCUGAACGAAUCCCGUGAUGACAAUUUUGAGAAAGUUUUCAUCUUUAAGGUCAAUGAGCCUUUGUUCAGGUUCGACCGAAUUGCCACUCUCCCAUUGGCCAAUAGCAACAAUGCUUUACAAGCACUGCACAACCAUCGUGCGAUCUACGAGGUGCUGAAAAGGGCUUUCAAUGAUCGAGCGGAUCUCAUCUAUCUUUUUGGCAGCAGUGUCGAGCCAUGGUCUGUCGAAGCGAAAGCUUCCCGGAAAGCGGCAGGCGCCAGCCUUCAUGUUGGGUUAUUAUUGAAUGCCGAUAAUGCUGCACGUGUUGUAGAUCAUGGCCCAUUCGCAGAAGAAAAAGAAGAGGCAGCCUCGUUCCGGUCCUUCUGGGGCGAAAAGGCCGAGUUGAGACGUUUCAAGGACGGUAGCAUUAGGGAAAGUUUGGUGUGGUCCGACCAACCGUCGUCAUCUUCCAUAGUGCACCAGAUCCUGACAUACAUUCUACAACGUCAUUUCGAUUGUCUCGAGAGUGAGUUAACGUACAUUGGCGAUGAAUAUGAUGAAAAGCUUCGCAACAAAGGCGAUGGAGUACUGCUGUAUUCCAGUCCACCUUUCCAAACCAUUGCCGAUGCUUUUAGUUCCCUGGAGAAAUCUAUUCAAAGCAUGGAUGAAGUCCCCUUGACUGUGAGGCAUCUAGCCCCAGCCAGUCCCUUUCUGCGAUACACAGCUCUUCGUGCCCAGGCUGUUUCCGGUGCACGACAAGAGGCGGUGGAUGUUGUUCUCCAGUUCGAGAGCUCUACCCGCUGGCCGGACGACCUGGUGGCAAUUCAAAUGACAAAAAUGGCCUUUCUCGUCAGGAUCGGAGACUGUCUCUCGUCAUCUGGGACUGCUUCAUCAUGCAGGGUGGGACUGGAGAACGAAUCAAGUCCAAUUUUGAACAGUGCUUUCCUAGAAAUUGUUCACGAAUCUGGGGUCACAUUCCACUUACGGAUCCAUCACGACCGGGAACAGACCCUAUUAGAACGUCAGCUAAAGGAGAAAGGCCCUCGCUCACAGGCAAAACAGGAAAUUGCCUACGCGUUGUCAGAGUAUAAGCGUCAAUUCAUCCACUCCCCUCGUCUAACGCAGGCCAUCCGUACUCUAUGCACCCGCUUUCCUCUAUUAUCGCCGACUGUUCGUCUCCUGAAACACUGGUUCGAUUGCCAUCUUUUUGCAGGUCACAUCAGCGAAGAGCUCAUUGAGUUGUUGGCUGUGCGAGUAUUUACACAACCGUUUCCCUGGGAGACUCCGUCCAGUAUUAUGGUUGGGUUUUUGAGAACCCUUCAUUUGAUUUCUCGCUGGGACUGGCAACAGGAGCCUCUCAUGGUCGAUCUGAGCGGAGGGCUAGACAACGAGACCAUGGAAACGAUUCGCACUCGCUUUGCUGCCUGGCGCAAUGUCGACCCGGCGAUGAACUCCGUUGUACUAUUCGUGGCUUCUGAUGUUGACACGGAGGGUGUAACUUGGACUCAGCACGAAAUGCCCCCCAAAGUCGUGGCUGCUCGGAUGUCCACCUUGGCCAAAGCGGCCGUGAAGCUGGUGCGGGAGAAAUCAUAUGCUCUUAACAUAUUUGAUAUUUUCCACACCUCCCUUGCGCCAUAUGAUUUUAUUCUCAAUCUUCGGCCGGGGGUCUCGGAUGGUGGUUCGGCUCCGUCGAAGUAUAAGAAUCUACAAGAGAAAGACGCUACCCGUGGCAGCCGGAGGGCUGGUGCAGUGAGAUCCCUCGUACGCGAUCUGCAAUCCUGCUACAGCCCUCAUCUGCACUUCUUUUACGGAGGCGAGCAAGGCGAUGUGAUUGCCGGGAUUUGGAAUCCGCAAACCUUGAAACCCAAAACCUGGAACCUGAAGAUGGCAUAUUCCACAUCCCCGAGCGUGUCGGAUGGCUCCGAGCAACUGGGUGACGAGGUUGUUGUGAUCAAUCGUGCUGCUAUCUUAAACGAGAUUUCCCGCCUGGGCACCCUCUUGGUGGACAGCAUCGAGACAGGGCAACAUUUGGGUUAA